Molecule: messenger RNA, 1655 nt
Organism: Anarrhichthys ocellatus (wolf-eel)
Lineage: Eukaryota; Metazoa; Chordata; Actinopteri; Perciformes; Anarhichadidae
Gene: tmem138
Product: transmembrane protein 138
Exons: 6
Coding region: 517-1005 (162 amino acids)
Cellular component (GO): cilium
Source: RefSeq, a predicted model, not a curated record
UAGCAUCGUCUGCCGAUAAAAGUAGGAAUGUGAGCAAUAUAGCGGUUCUUCUAUGCUCCGGGUGACUUAGUUUCAUUCCUCACACGUUAUAUUCCGGAUUAUCUGAUGCCCGGACUACAUAACUACCGCCAUAGACAACGUUAGCUUCUCUGUUUUUCCUCACAAGAAAUGCAGCAGACAAGGAGACUCUAACAUGCAACAUAUGAAAAGAUCUCAAACAUUGAAUCUGCUAUCUUGGACUGGCUGCAGGACAACAACCAACAUGUUUAUGAACAGAGGGACAACCUGGACUGAAGAAAACCUAAAGCAACAGAACAUUUAAGGACAAAAGCAACCCGUUUCUUACUAUGUGAAUGGACACAUUGUGAAGCCUACUUUGUUUUUUUUAACUCAAAUAUGUAGGGGCUGAAUCCAGACCUGUGUCACCAUUAAGUCCCUGCGUUUAGCACGUGUGAAGAUAAGCGAGGAGGAGAAUAGACUGCGAGGUGUGGUGGUCUGCAGGAUCAGCCCCUGAAGAUGCUCCAGGCUGGUAACUACUCACUGGUGCUGCUGAUCCAGCUGACACUGUUGGCCUAUGACCUCUUCGUCAACUCCUUCAGUGAACUCCUGAGAGGAGCGGCUGUUAUCCAACUAGUGCUUUUCAUCAUCCAGGACAUCGCCAUCUUGUUCAACGGGAUCAUCAUUCUGCUGAUGAUGUUCAACACCUACGUGUUCCAGGUGGGCCUGGUGUCCCUGCUGCUGGAGAGGUUCAGGGCUCUGCUGGUGUUCUCCGCUCUUUACCUGACGCUCAGCAUCUGCUUCCACUGCUGGGUGUUGAACCUUAGAUGGUUAGAGUCAGACCGUUUCGUUUGGACAGAUGGUCUUCAAGCCCUUUUUGUUUUCCAGAGAACAGUGGCAGUGAUGUAUUACUACUUAUACAAACGAACAGCAGAGUACAUGGGAGACCCGAGGCUGUAUGUGGACUCUCUGUGGCUUCGGGACGCCUUUGCCCGAGGUCGUCAGUGAAAAGGAGUUUUGAGUUUUUAAGAGAGAUGUAAAAGGAUCUGCGAAGAAAGGAUCUUCUGACAUAACCGCAUCAUCAUCAGCUAUUCUGAAUUUUAGGGUAUUCUUAUGUCUAAAAGAAACAAGCUAAGUCUCAACCAGUUUGCGUUGACUGGCUUUUCGUAGCCAAUCAAGCAAUUGGUUAAAUGGUUUACAAUGGCAGGUAACUCAACCACAGUAGUAUUGCAUUAAGCGGGAUUGUCUGUUAAUUCUACGUGGCCUUUGUAAAUCAAUUUGAAUUGCAGACAGAAUGUAACACAUUGGAAGAAGUAGAUGGGAUGUUUGUUUUGAUCUAUGCUAAUGCUCCAUUUGUAGAACAUGUAGUAAUAAUUUUGUUGGAAAUGUUCUGUUAUUCCCCCACAAAGGAGGAAACAUGUUGACUUGUUUUGCCUUAUGUAAGGUUAGUAUGCUGUUUACAUGGUUGAUGUAAUUUUAAUAAGCCAAUUUCAUGUGAAUCCAGUUGUCUUUUAGUUGGAAUCUUUGAAUAGUGUUCCCGCUGUUUUUAUUAAAUAAUCCUUCUCUAAUCCCGGUGUAAUCCUUCAUCACUAGGAUAGUCAGUAUUAUCCCGUAGACACGGUGAAACAGACUGCUCUAUUUUUAACAAAGAUUAAUCA